Molecule: messenger RNA, 508 nt
Organism: Grammomys surdaster
Lineage: Eukaryota; Metazoa; Chordata; Mammalia; Rodentia; Muridae
Gene: Rps20
Product: ribosomal protein S20
Exons: 4
Coding region: 111-470 (119 amino acids)
Biological process (GO): translation
Cellular component (GO): cytosolic small ribosomal subunit; ribosome
Molecular function (GO): structural constituent of ribosome; RNA binding
Source: RefSeq, a predicted model, not a curated record
CUGAGAUCUGGUGGUGCGUGCUGCGGAGCUCUUUCCAGCCUGCUCCGUCCUGACUCACCGCUGUUCGCUCCUGCUGAGGAACAAGUCGGUCAGGAAGCCGCGCUUUAGCCAUGGCAUUUAAAGAUACCGGAAAGACGCCCGUGGAGCCUGAAGUGGCGAUUCACCGAAUUCGAAUCACGCUCACCAGCCGCAACGUGAAGUCGCUGGAGAAAGUUUGCGCGGACCUGAUAAGAGGCGCAAAGGAAAAGAAUCUGAAAGUGAAAGGACCAGUGCGCAUGCCUACCAAGACAUUGAGAAUCACUACCAGAAAAACACCUUGUGGCGAAGGUUCCAAGACAUGGGAUCGUUUCCAGAUGAGAAUCCACAAGCGACUCAUUGAUUUACAUAGUCCUUCUGAGAUUGUUAAGCAGAUUACUUCCAUCAGUAUUGAGCCCGGAGUGGAGGUUGAAGUCACCAUUGCAGAUGCCUAAGUCAGCUGUUGAAAUAAAUUGACUUAAUUGGUAAAAUC